AUGCCUCUCGCUGCAAUUGGCCAAAUAUGCAGCACACCUUCUAUGACCAACAACCUCUCCCAAUGCCUCCAGCUCAUCCAAAAAGCCUCCUCCGCUGGUGCCUCCGUCCUCUUCCUCCCCGAAGCCUCCGACUACAUAGCCCCUAACGCCGCCUCUACCAUCUCCCUAUGCCAACCCGUUGAAACCUCUGAAUUCGUCCUGGGUCUGCGAAAAGAAGCCCGAAGUCACGCCCUCCCAAUCAACGUCGGGGUCCACGAGCCCGCAGAAUGCGGUAAGAAAGUGAAAAAUACAUUGCUCUGGAUCAACGAAGAGGGGGAAAUCACGCAACGGUAUCAAAAACUCCAUCUGUUUGAUGUGGAGAUUAAAGAUGGUCCGAUACUCAAAGAGUCGAAUUCUGUGGAAAAGGGCAUAAGGAUUGAAAAUCCGUUCGAGACGGGGCUGGGGAAAGUCGGACUGUUGAUUUGCUUCGAUUUGCGGUUUCCAGAACCCUCACUUGCGCUGCGACACCGCGGUGCACAGAUUCUAACUUACCCUUCUGCGUUUACGGUUCCGACGGGGAAAGCACAUUGGGAGACGCUGCUGAGAGCGAGGGCGAUUGAAACACAGAGUUAUGUUAUUGCGGCUGCACAGUGUGGGCCGCAUAAUGAGGAGAAGACGCGCAGGAGUUAUGGGCAUGGGAUGAUUGUUGAUCCGUGGGGGAAGGUGGUUGCGGAGUUGGGCGGUGAGGAAGAUGAAAAAGGGAGGGGAUUGGAUGUGGGGAAGAUUGCGGUUGCAGAGGUUGAUUUAGGGUUAGUGGAGAAGGUGAGAAGGGAGGUUCCGCUUUUGAGGAGGACGGAUGUUUAUCCCGGGAUUUUAUAA
This is a messenger RNA of Lindgomyces ingoldianus, 858 nucleotides long. RefSeq names its product nitrilase-like protein. Gene Ontology annotation, molecular function: hydrolase activity, acting on carbon-nitrogen (but not peptide) bonds, in linear amides. The record is from RefSeq and is a predicted model, not a curated record. The transcript has 2 exons. Bases 1 to 858 code for a protein of 285 amino acids. Lineage: Eukaryota; Fungi; Ascomycota; Dothideomycetes; Pleosporales; Lindgomycetaceae.